This is a messenger RNA of Trichomycterus rosablanca, 1601 nucleotides long. It is a transcript of the gene pigh, whose product is annotated as phosphatidylinositol glycan anchor biosynthesis, class H. Gene Ontology annotation, biological process: GPI anchor biosynthetic process. Bases 158 to 697 code for a protein of 179 amino acids. The record is from RefSeq and is a predicted model, not a curated record. Gene Ontology annotation, cellular component: glycosylphosphatidylinositol-N-acetylglucosaminyltransferase (GPI-GnT) complex. Lineage: Eukaryota; Metazoa; Chordata; Actinopteri; Siluriformes; Trichomycteridae. The transcript is spliced from 6 exons.
CUUAUAAGAUAUAAUUCAAGCUUCAAGGAAAUAUUAAAUAGUUUAAAUAGCAUAAUAAUCAUUCUGUGUUAUUCAGCAUGAGCACUUCUGGACACCUUCAGUCUUAAAAGCUGCUUUUCUGCACGAAAACUGUUCAAACCUACAAAAGUGGGACAACAUGGCUGAUCAACAAGACUUCACGGACAUCAAUGGAGAGAAGAUUUCAUUAUCGAGUCAGAAUUACACCCAGUUUUGUAGAGAGUUCACUGUCAGCUCUUCUAAACUAUCAUUAUGGAAGGUGAUGGUGUACACCUGCUGUGUGUGGCUAUUCGCCUACACUGCAUUCUUUAUAACAGAGAACACAGCAGUUCUGUCUAGUGCCAUCAUCGCCACUUUAGUUGGAAUGGUGCUGUAUGUGCAUUUUAUUAAGGUGGAUCAUGAGACGUUGCUGAUUGUGGGCUCGCUAGGUGUCCAGCUGUCCUCCACUUAUGCCUCCGGACGUGAGAGCACGACAUUCAUAGAAAUGAGCAAGAUCAAAGAUAUCGUUAUCAACGAGGCCAUCUACAUGCAAAACAUCAUCUAUUACUUGUGCAUUUUGAUAAAAGACUCAGCAGAUCCGGAUGGUGUCAGCAGUGUUGUACCUCUUUUUCAGAGUUCAAAGCCAAGACUGAAUUGUCUGGUUCACGUGUACAAGAGCUGUCAGGAGAUAAUAGGGUAAACACGAUGACGUACCAGUAAAGCCGUCUGACAAAGUAGAAGAGCCAUCGUAAACUGUGCCAGCUUUUCAUUCUGUCUUCUCCUAAUGCAUAAAUGAGGGUUUUUGCAAUAAACUGGAGCUGUAUUAUUAUUAUUAAUAUUUUAAAGCACUAUUAGGUCAAUUCCAACUCCUGGACAGUGUAAUCUAGACAUUUCUUUCCUUUUAAAGUUAAUCAAAUGUAUAAGAAACUAACCAAACUAAAUUUAUUCUGUAACUCCUUUUGUUUUUGACAUUAUAAACUACUAAUGGAAAUUUGUUUGUUAAGGAUCAUGUUGAAUUAAAUUUGUUUAAACUUCGCUAACAUGGCAUACACAAAAUGUCUUUCCGACUGGGCUGGGAAACAGCAUGAACAACGAUUGGCUGUUGUUCAGGGUUAGAGGGUAAAAAGUCGGAUCAUAGGUCCUCAUAACUGGUGCGACUGCGGCCCCUGCUGGCUGACUGAUGGCGCCUGCACAGGGCUGAGGAAUAAUGCUGAUAGGGGUGUGGCCCUCUGUACACAGUGCCCGUGAAGUGUAUGAACUCGACUCGUGCGGGUGAAAAAUGCAGUCUGUACUGACUGUACGUGCCGGAGGGGGCGAAUGUCAGUUGAGAGGCGUCCUCAGUCAGCGGUGAAGGGUCGAAUCAGUAUAGAGGACGCAAUCAGGGUAAUUGGACACGACAAGAUUAGGGGAGAAAAAUUAUAUAAAAAAAAGAUAAGAAAAUAACUUGGCGAAGAAAUUCUUUUCUUGGAAAGAAAUUACAUGUCAUAAGCUUUUUUUAUUUUUUUAUUUUGACCCUUAAACUCUAAAUAUUCCAACAUUUGUUAACUAAAAAUGCAUAGACAAAUUAGAAUUUGUAUUUUAAAUAAAAUAUAAAGUCUAAUGAG